UUAUCAGACGUCCAUCGACCUUCAUAUUUCAUUGCCUUGUCAAUAUAUACUUACACUUUAAAAUUCAAAUAUUAAAAGUAUGUCACGAAUCUAGAUAGAUUUGGCCAAUAAUCAAAAUAUAUUGACAGUUUUCUCCUCGUCUAACAGUAUGUAAUUAGAGUUGCAGUGAUUGCCUUCAGUUGAUUUGUGAACUGUCUGUAGGAUAAUACAACUAAAAAAUAAAGGAGGAGUUAACCGCGUGCUUAUAUCAAAAUUACAUAGGACAAAUUUAAUAUUAUGAACAUUUGGGAUUGACUUAUGUAUUGUUAUUCAAUAGAGCACGCCUGAUUGCAAUUUCUAAUUUAUAAGUAAUUUCCUAUGUAUAUUAAAAUUUCGUGGUGAUGUUGACUAUUUGGACGGGUGGAAAAUAAUUUCCAAUGCUUUCGCCCACCUGUUAGAUACUUGCAUACUUAAAGGAAUCACCCGUGUUGAGAUUUUACAACAGAUUACGGAUGUAUGUUAUAUUUGUCUGGAUGUAGAAAAAGUGAGAAUGCAGUGGAGUUUACAUGAAAUAUUAACCUUCACAGCAACUUUAAUUGUGUCUCUAAAUUUGAUUGAAAGUUCAAAAUUGGAUAUAGACAGCAAACGAACAACAGUUCACAGAAUGAUCCAGAAAGCAAAUACUUCUUUAGACAAUCUUCUGUCCAGUAAAUUAUUAAGUGACAAUUAUAGCACGUGGUCUGCUUGGUCUAGAUGUAACAGAAGGUGCGAACAAACUCGGAAACGGACAUGUAUGCAUCACAAAGUAUGUGGUGAUACAAUCGUCAAAGACAAACAAAAGUGUAUAAGAAAAACUGGUACCUGUAACUCUUUAUCGUACAAAGUUAUAGGCUACAGAAGGAGAAACAGACUGAUAGAAGAACUUUUAUAUGACUUGUUAUAUGAUACAUGGUCCAAUUGGGGAAGGUGUACUCGUGCGUGUAAACGAAGACGGAAUAGAAAAUGUAAAGAAUCCGAUAUAUGCGGUAGUAGUUAUAUUCAAGAAGAAAAGAAAUGCAAACCACGAAGGACAUCUUGUAAAAAAAUAACUCUUAAUCCAUUUUAUUCUUCAUCUGAAAAAAAAAGUAAACAUAGACGUAAACCAGGUUUUAAAGAUCGCGAGCCAUCAAGACCAAGACCGAAAGGUGACAAGUCGAAAAGCCAUUCCACUAUAAUAUCAUCAACGUUAGAGGACAUGAAAGGUCAGUGCGGAGUACGUAGUGGCGGAUCUUACAGAAUAGUAGGGGGUAAAGAGGCCACACCUUACAGCUGGCCGUGGCAGGUUGCAAUUUUAACAAGAUGGAAAGAACAAUAUUGUGGAGGUACACUUAUCGCCCCUGGAUGGGUGUUAACGGCAGCACAUUGUAUUCGGAAACGCGGCAAACGAAGGAGGGUCAUUGUCAGAAUAGGAGAACACCAUAUGCGUUUAGUGGAAGGAAGAGAAGUUGACCUGCGUCUUGAUAGCGAUUACCCACAUCACAACUUUGAUUACGAAACAAUAACCAACGACAUUGCUUUGCUUAAACUCAAGAAACCGGAAAAAGUAAAGAACAACGUUGAGUACGCAUGUCUACCAGAGGAAGGAGAAGACAUUCCAGACCAAACAAUGUGUAUGACAGUCGGAUGGGGAAAGGAAACAAAUACGCGUCUUUUUGGAUCGACUGUUUUACAAGAAGCUGAAAUUCCUAUUGUCAACAAGAAGAAAUGUCGGAAGGCAUUCGACUACAAAAUAACUGAGAAACAGAUAUGCGCGGGCUACAAAAAAGGCGGGAUAGAUUCGUGUGCUGGUGACAGUGGGGGCCCACUUUUAUGCCCAAAGAAUAUCAACGGUACAACGCGAUGGAUUGUCUACGGUGUAACAAGUUACGGGGAAGGGUGUGGUCAGAAGGGUAAAUACGGUAUUUAUACAAACGUUUCACAUUAUAUUCGUUGGAUCAACAAAAUUAUAAAACAGAAUGAAAAACCGUAAAAUGUGUAUGCAUGAGUAAUAAAAAGAACAUCACAUACAAGGAGACAGAGAAGGGUUAAACGAGUCAUUAACUCUCAUUACAUGCUACUAAGGAUAAUUUUUGAAGAUGAAAAAGAUCAAACCCAAACCUUUGAUUAAUAGUGAUAAGGUACGUUACAGUUCAUACGGGUAUUUUUAAAGGCAGCAAAGUGACUAACGUGUGCGUUUGUUUGAACAUGUGAUAGGAGAAGAUUAUCAAUGUUUCAAUAUUUGUUGGAUGUUGAACAAAUCAAACGGGUUAACUGAUUUUUUUUGCAUUUAUUACUAAUGGUAUUAAUGAACUAUGAUUAUUAACUGUACAGAAGAGAACAUAUGAUAUUAUAAGUGUAGAAUGAUAAGUUAUGGGUCAACCCCAUACUGUUUUAACAACUUCAAACCAUGUAAAUGGCGAACAUUUUCCCUGUUUAAAGGGGAAUUAUAUUAUAUGAUUUAUAUGAACACAUUCCUAUGGUUAAUGCAUUUACUGACUCUUUAGUUUAGUAUUGUUCAGAGCCCCACAAAUAUAAAAAAUAUGUCAAAAAAAUAAACCAAGUCUUUAGUUGUUUCAUGUAUUUUUCAACUCCCUCAGGCAAAGUUGACAUUGACUGUUGUUUAAACGUCCUUUUUGGUAGUAUAUCUCUGUAACUGUUUCAGUUCUUAAACAAACGUAGCUUUCAAAUAUUCGGCUUUUCGCGAUUCUGAUGAAGUUAAACACAGAAAAGCGGUUUGGACGUAUGCAUAAAUAAAAUGUUGUUUUUUAAAUUGUUUAGUUCAUUCGAACUAUUAUCUAUCUGUCCAACUUGUGGGAUUUCAUUACAUUUCCCCAGAAGACAUUUAUCUUAUCAGUAAAGACAAACGUAUAACAUUAAAAAAAUAUCCUUUUUGGCUAAAAUAAUCUUUAAUAUAAUGUUACAUGAGCGCAUAACUAAUUUGAUAUUUUCUUUUUAGACAAGAAAACAGAUAUGUUAGGCUUUCAAAGGACCUACACCGCGUUAACAUGAUGAUUUACUUUGGAUAAUCUAUCCCAAUUUAGUUACAAUGAUUAAAACAAUUUAAUAUGACGUUACCUGCAAAUAUUGAAAAACCUUUAUCAUACUAAAAUAGAUAUUAGUUCCGGAUACAUUUUUACGUGAUAUUAAUCAUUUUUUAUACGAAGAAACAUACAUUUAUAAAUAAUCAACUAGUCAAGCUCUCGGGGGAAAUAAAUAAGCCCACCUGUAUAUGUUAAAACAUUAAAUGCUCUUGAUCACACAUUUGAUAAAAAUACUCGAAACAAGAUUUUACAUUUGUUGAUGUCGUCAGUGUAUAUUAGGUGUUGUAAUUAAUUUGUAUUUUUGAUUAUAUUUGUGUGUUUGAAUUGUACAAAUGUGAGAACAAAGAAUAAACAUUAUGAAUAUUCA
Mytilus trossulus (common blue mussel) is the source of this 3405-nucleotide messenger RNA. RefSeq names its product kallikrein-8-like. The record is from RefSeq and is a predicted model, not a curated record. The transcript is spliced from 4 exons. The coding region runs from base 530 to 1987 and encodes 485 amino acids. Lineage: Eukaryota; Metazoa; Mollusca; Bivalvia; Mytilida; Mytilidae. Gene Ontology annotation, biological process: proteolysis. Gene Ontology annotation, molecular function: serine-type endopeptidase activity.